ACUAGUUUAAAUGUGUAGCUCAUUUUUAUUUCUACCCUCCUUGAAAAGGAAAAUUAAUUUGUUUCUUAUUUGAAUUGUAAUAAAAUCAGUGUAAAAUAUAUUUUUAUUGUUUUAAAAAUUGACUACAAUAAAUCUUUAACUGAUUCGUAAAAAAAUAAAAACAAAAUGUUUGGUCUUCCUUCUUUACACCGGCUUUCGGUGCAUGUCUGGCUCUGGAGUUAGAGUGUGCGCAUUGGAUUUUAUAAUUUCUUCGCCCUUCGAUAUUCGUUGUCAAUGGAAAACCAAAAGAAAUGAAAAAACAUUCAACUUUUUUAUCAGUUUUCGUUCGUCGUCGUCAUUUAUAUAUGCAGGAAAAAAACAUCUUAUUUUUUGAAGAAACAGUGACAAAUUUAGUUCCCCUAAAAUCGUGGUAAUUUGUAAAUUUAAAAUUGGAAAAAAUUAAAUAUUCCAAUUUGAAAAUGAGCAAAACCGACGAUGAAAAGAAACCCCAUGCGGAGGAUGCAGAGUCUACGCCCUCCUCAGGAUCCGGAGGAAGUAGUGGUGCUUCGCCAAGCAAUAAAGUUAAAGUACUCAUCAUUGGUGCUGGUAUGGCUGGACUUUCAGCAGCUAAUCAUCUGCUGCAAAAUGGUAUUGAUAGCUUUAAAAUAUUGGAAGCUCGUGGCCGUAUAGGUGGACGGAUUGUUUCAAUACCUCUGGCGCAGCAAAAUGUUGAACUCGGUGCAAACUGGAUUCAUGGUGUACUCGGCAAUCCCAUAUUCGAAUUAGCAGUACAACAAGGCCUUGUUAAUAUUGUGAACAUACCUAAACCGCACAAAGUAGUGGCUACCACUGAAGACGGUGCUCAAGUUCCUUUUGGUAUAUUGCAAGAAAUCUACGAAGCGUACGUUUGUUUUUUGCGCCGCUGCGAUGAAUAUUUCCUCUGCCAGUUCAGCCCACCGCCCGACAUUAAUAGUGUCGGUGAGCAUAUUAACUAUGAAAUAGAAAUCUACCUUAGUUCUGUCGAAGAUCCCAAAGAAAAGCGACUGAAAAAGUUAAUCUUUAAUUGUCUAUUAAAACGUGAAACCUGCAUUACUGGCUGCCAUAGCAUGGAUGAGGUUGACCUCUUAGAGUUAGGUAGUUAUACAGAAUUACAAGGUGGUAAUAUUGUGCCUCCUUCUGGAUACAGUUCAAUACUGAAACCACUAAUACAAUCACUUCCAACGGACUCAAUAGUGACACGAUGUCCGGUGAAGAAAAUCUUUUGGAAACGAAAGAAAACCAGUAGUGGCUUAGAAACAGUGGAUGAAGAAAAUGAUGAUACUGAUGAUUCGGAUAAAACAGUAACGGAUUAUCCACCUCCCGGAACUAGCUCGAGUAGGGAAGGCUCAUUUGAUGCCGAUCCAAUUGAGACGCCUGUUCGAGUUAUAUGUGAUGAUGGAAGGGUAUUUUUUGCCGAUCAUGUGAUAUGUACGGUUCCAUUGGGCGUACUAAAAGAAACAAUGAAAACAUUAUUCGAUCCUGAAUUACCACAUUACAAACAGGAAGCAAUCGAAAAUCUCAUGUAUGGUACAGUAGAUAAAAUAUACUUGGAAUAUGAAAGACCAUUUCUAAGUCCACAAAUUAGUGAAAUUAUGCUAUUGUGGGAUGAUGAUAAAUACGAAAGUGAUUUAACCACAGAAGAUCGUUUGUCUGAUGAGUAUUUGAGUAAACAUUGGUACAAGAAAAUAUAUUCAUUUGCCAAAGUCACAGACACACUUCUAUUAGGGUGGUUGUCCGGCAAGGAAGCGGAAUAUAUGGAAACUCUUUCAAAUGAAAUAGUUGCCGAGAAAUGCACAGAAAUUCUUAAAAUAUUCCUAAAGGACCCACUUGUACCAAAGCCAAGGACAUGUGUAUGUACGAGUUGGAAAUCACAACCAUAUACUCGAGGAUCAUAUACAUCGAUACCCCUUGGAGCAUCUCAAGAGGAUAUUGAAAAUCUUGCACAACCCCUCUACGCAAGUCCCCAUCAAAUGAAACCUGCAGUGCUAUUUGCUGGUGAACAUACACAUUCAAAUUUUUAUUCAACUGUACAUGGUGCCUAUUUAAGUGGACGAACUGCCGCACAAUAUAUCCUCCUUAAUGAUGAACCCGAAGAAAUUAUUAUGGAAUCCGAUACGAGUGACCUAAGUUCAUGGAUUCGAGGAAUUGCAUUGGACUAGUUAUUGAAUUCAACAAAUAAGAAUUCGACAGCAAAACAAAAAAACUAAAAACAACCAAACGUAAGCUGAAAUCACAGUUACUAUGAAAUUCAUAUUAUAUUCUCACGUCUAAACCAAAUUAAAAACAAAAACAAAAUACCCACCCGCUUAUGCUGGCAUCCACAUUAACAAAUAUUCCUGGUUUCCCCCCUCCCCCCUAAUCCCUACAUCAUAUUUUUACUCCUGCCACAAUCAUAAAAAAGACGCUUUAGAUAUUAUUAAAUAAACAAAUUAUUAAGUAUAUUUAA
Messenger RNA from Eupeodes corollae, 2464 nucleotides. Its product is annotated as peroxisomal N(1)-acetyl-spermine/spermidine oxidase. NCBI's taxonomy places the organism in Eukaryota, Metazoa, Arthropoda, Insecta, Diptera, Syrphidae. The coding region runs from base 459 to 2177 and encodes 572 amino acids. Gene Ontology annotation, molecular function: polyamine oxidase activity. The transcript is spliced from 4 exons. The record is from RefSeq and is a predicted model, not a curated record.